AUGGCGUCCACAAGCACGGUUCAGCACAAAGUUACGAGGGAAAAUUGGUUGGAAGCGCAUCCAAAAUUCAAAGAAAUACAAUCGUAUGGAUUUUAUAACGAAAAGAUGCCGCUAGCAAGAGCUGCUAUCGGUGUGUACCUGGACUUAUGUGAAAGCAAGCACUGGUUUAAGGUUUGCAUUCAUCCUUGCGAGUCUUUGAAGUUAGUGUACAUAACUGGAAAGCGGACCAAGAAAUCCCAGUUUGAUGUUGUAGUUCCGCUUACGAUAGAUACAACAUUAACAACAGAGGAAAUUCAUGAUAUUAUUCAGGAAGUUAAUCUGUGCGAAGAAGAAACUGAGGAAGGGGCAGAUGCAUGUCGUAGUCGCGUGAGCUCCAAAGUAACAAUGGCUUUCUAUGAGGCUGAUUCCACCAUUGUCUAUUACGACUUUUCUCAAGGACUUGUUCCACCGGAUCCACCAACUGAAGAAGAGGAAGUGAAACCGAAACGUAAAAGAACAAGACCGAAGAAAGGCAAGAAAACAUCUUCAUGAAAUCGCAUAAAAACAAGGAGCAGUUCGUUCGAUAGCGAACAUAGAAAUAUGUUCUCCACAACGCUUCGGUACUGGCGCUCUUGAAAACCAUUAAUACUUUAUUAAGCUUCUCAGGAGCUGAUAUUGUUAAGAGAAAUUACUCAUUGGUCACUUCCAGGGGUGAAUAUAGAAGCUGAUCAGUGCUCUAAAAGCAGUAUUCCUUUUUAAUUCCUAGGAAUAGAGGAUUGAAUUUGACACAAUCUUCGCUACACCUUAGACCAAAAAGCUCUGUUUUUUCUCCUUUUCCUUUCAACAAUUGGUUUCCUUUUCUUGCCUUUU
Messenger RNA from Pocillopora verrucosa, 849 nucleotides. RefSeq names its product tRNA-splicing endonuclease subunit Sen15-like. NCBI's taxonomy places the organism in Eukaryota, Metazoa, Cnidaria, Anthozoa, Scleractinia, Pocilloporidae. The record is from RefSeq and is a predicted model, not a curated record. Gene Ontology annotation, molecular function: nucleic acid binding. Gene Ontology annotation, biological process: tRNA splicing, via endonucleolytic cleavage and ligation.